AUGAAAAUUGGAUUACAGCAAAGAUUCACAAUAUGCAAUCUCAUUGCAUCCAUUCUAUUUUUGAUUUUUGGACUUACUUAACAUAUCAAUACAUUAGAUUCUGGGCUAUUUAUUGUUGUGGAUCUCAUAUUUUCUUUAACUUUUUUAUUGUUAGACUGCAAAUAAAAGUUUAUUUGUUUAACAGGAGAUUAUUAUUUGGCUUUAACUCAAUUGGUUAUGCAGAUAGUGUAAGUUGAAAUGACUAUAAUCACUCAAUAGAAGGGAAUUUUCAUAUUUAUAGUACUUAAACUUUUGGCCCUAACUAAGGUUCUCAGAGUAUAAAUGCUACAGAAAUUGAUAUACUUUAUAGUGCUCACCUAUUCGAUCAUAAGAUUCAAUGAGUAUUCGUAUCCCAUAUCUUAUUUAGGAUUGAUCUUUACCCCAAUUCUGAUAUUACAAGAAUAAAGUGAUGAAAGUGAUCUUUUGCGGCUGUUUAAAGAGAUCUUGCCAUUGCCUUUGUUAGUAAUAGAUAAAUCAUCUCGGAAACCUAUAUAUCACACUAAGGCUUUGGAAAAUGAAUACAAAUACAAUACAACUCACUCAGAAGAGUUCAUUGAAUGUUUGAAUCACUUUUUUUCAGACAACAAACUUACACUCUAAAAUUUAUUUGAUAAUUCAAAAGACUCCUUAUACAAUCCACAGAAUAGAUUUAGAUCCAUAUUUACAGAAAUUAUGGAUAAUUGUUAAUAUUUAGCCUCAAGUCCCUUGUUUCAGGAGUUCAGAAAUAUAGGGGAAGUUAACAAUGAUAUUGAGGACUAAAUGGAAGAACAAAAAAAAUAGGAAUUCGAUCAACAUCCUGAAAUCAUGAUUGAAACUCCUAAGUAUCAAUAGUUUAAUAGAAUUCCUAUCUAACUAAGUGAGGAAUCUCCAAAAAAUAAAAAAUCUAAAAUUAUGGAAGAGUUGCUAAUACAAAGCCAAAGUUUAAAGCAUAAAUGUGUAAGUGAAUUGAAGAAGAAAAGGUUGAAGUUAUUUUUCAAUCAUUGUUUUUGGAAUAAGAACGAAGCUUUUCUUUUGAUAUUUUAAAAUAAGGAAAUCGAAAAGUCAUUAACUUAAAUACAAUAACAAUUAUCAGAGUAGAAAUAGAUAUGUGAAAAUAAAGAUUUGAUUCUUGCAAGUGUUUUUCAUGAUUUCAAAACACCCAUUAAUGGAAUAGUGACAAUCUUAGAAACAUUGGAAAGUAAGCAGGAUUUAAAUCCGGAAGAGAAAUACUUUCUGAGCAUCAUUAGGAAGAAUGUUUAUCUUAUGCUAUAUAUGAUCUAUGAUAUAUAGGAUUAUGCAAGAAUAGAAAAAAAUCAACUUAGAUUGUGUCCCAGUGAUUUUUAUAUAAAUGAAUUGAUUGAUGAGGUCAUUGAGACCAUAGCUAUUUCAGCAGAAUAAAAAGGAGUGGAAAUUAAAACCUGUUAUGACAUUCCUUUUUAUUAGGUGCAUUCUGAUCCGAAUAGAAUCAAAUAAAUUAUCAUGAAUAUUAUAUCGAAUUCUUUGAAAUUCACAGAAAAAGGCAGUAUUACGAUCACUGUCUAAUCUCUGAAUACAGAUAAAUCUUUAAAUAUAAAGAGAAACAAUUCCUCCAAAAACAUUAGUUUUUAGAAUUCCAAUCAAUCAAUUUCUUAGAUUCGAAAGUCUCUUUAAGGCAGACAUCCUAGUAUUGCAUUUAACAAACUUGUAUAUACAAUCUCAAUUGAAGAUACAGGUUGUGGAAUUGCAGAUUCGGUGAAACCAAAAUUAUUCAAUUUGUUUGCUACUUUCUCAUCGUAAAAAAUAGAAAAUAAGAAUGGCACUGGAAUAGGUCUGAUGGUCUGUAAGAAACUUGUAAGUUUGUUGGGACCGUCGGAUACAAUUGAUUUGUAGAGUGAAGUAAAUGUAGGUACCAAAAUGACAUUUUAGAUUUAUGCUAAAUUGUAAGAUAAUCCAAAUAGAACACAAAAUUACGUUAGUUGUUUUAAAUAAGAAAACAGUUCUUAACAUUUAAGUAAUUUUCAGAAUGAGGAAUCUCCAUAUUCAAAGGAUAAGCCCUAUCAACAAUCCUUAUUUGUUAGAUCAUCCUAUGUUAGACUAUAUACAAAACCCUUAGAGAAGGCAGAAACAGAGAUGUAUGAACCGUCGUUAGAAGAUGCUGAUCACACAAAAUCAAAGAAUAUUUUGCAAUUGUAAUCAUUAAGUUAGAAAACUUCAUUAUAGAGGUGUUUACAAUCAUAAGAUCCUUUGGAAGUUUAAGACCCUAAGGUUCUCAUACAAUAAUUGGUUCAGAGUUAAAAAUUUGGUAUUUUAAUAGUAGAUGAUCAAACAUUCAAUGUGAUUGCUUUUAAAAUGUUAUUGUAGAAUUUAAUUCCUUAGGCAGACAUAAUUGAAGCCUUUAAUGGACAAUAAGCCAUACUUAAAUUAUAAGAACAUCAGAAGAGUUUAAAUAUAAAGUAUGUAUUUAUGGAUUUGCAAAUGCCGAUUUUAAAUGGAUGGCAAGCAGCUGAAAAAAUUCGUAAAAUGAUUAAUAAUAAAGAAAUCGCUAGUAUAAAAUUGAUUGCUUUAUCAGGAUUCGAUGAUGAAUCUUAAUAGGAGAAGUGUGAGAAAUUGGGAUUCGAUGCAUUCCUAUCAAAACCAAUUAGAAUUGAAAUGAUUUCAGAAGUGUUUUAUCAACUUGAAAAGAGUUUUGAUUGA
Molecule: messenger RNA, 2691 nt
Organism: Paramecium tetraurelia
Lineage: Eukaryota; Ciliophora; Oligohymenophorea; Peniculida; Parameciidae
Exons: 5
Biological process (GO): phosphorylation; phosphorelay signal transduction system
Molecular function (GO): phosphorelay sensor kinase activity
Source: RefSeq, a predicted model, not a curated record